Pelecanus crispus (Dalmatian pelican) is the source of this 258-nucleotide messenger RNA. Lineage: Eukaryota; Metazoa; Chordata; Aves; Pelecaniformes; Pelecanidae. The record is from RefSeq and is a predicted model, not a curated record.
GUUGUGGGCUGUAGAGGUCCUAUUGAGAUAAACCCAAGAGACACUAUGAGUAAAGAAUCUAGCAUAAUUGGAGUUAGUCUGUUUCUUGCAACUGAGGAGGAGAGGCAUGAAUGUGCAACAGCACUCCUGGAUGGUAUAGAAGCUGGCUGGCUGAAACCAAUUGUAGGCUCUGAAUAUCCCUUGGAGAAAGUAGCUAAGGCUCAUGAAGACAUUAUUCAUAGCAGUGGUGCUCGAGGAAAGAUGGUGCUCCUUCCAUAA